Messenger RNA from Physcomitrium patens, 2585 nucleotides. RefSeq names its product amidase 1. The record is from RefSeq and is a predicted model, not a curated record. Lineage: Eukaryota; Viridiplantae; Streptophyta; Bryopsida; Funariales; Funariaceae.
CCCCCCCCCCCCCAACCCUUCUUGCAGUCAAUCAUGUUUCAUACUCGAUUCAGCAACCUUUUCACGGCGAUGUCUGCAUAGAUGAUAAGCUUUAAUUAAGUAUCGAAUCUGUCAAUCUUUGGUUGAUGUUGCAAUUCAGCGCUACAGUACUCACUUGAAGAACUUUCAAAGUCUGAGGAUCGGGUCCAGGGAGUAGAUCAAAAGAUUUGUCAGGCUCUCUCAGCGAUGCAGAACAUGAACAGCUAAACAUUAUCACAUUGUUUCGUUUUUGGCGACAUUCAGCUCAUAUCCCCACAUUGAGUCUGCCCUUUAUCCAUUUAAUUUUGCCGUGAUUAGGUUUCUCUCAUAACGUACUGUCCCAGAAUAUGCACUUUGGCGUUUCGCCCCAUGUUGUAAGAUGCUACUAGAUCUCGAGUCAAAUUGCCCAUCAGUAUUAUUCCAGAGUGUAACAUGUAAAUUUUACUUUCUUGCAAGUAAGUUGCAAUGCUGCAUUGUUGAACUAACAAAAAGCAAUCUCACUGUGCUCUGUUGAGCAAUGCCUCCUCAUGUUUUCUGUCGGUCCCACAUGACAUACGAUGGGGCAAUUCGACUGCCAAGUCGAGAGGUUGGGAUUUCCCACAAAGUACCUCCAUCGAUGGUGAAAACAUAACAGAUUCAGUUAGGCGUCAUCUGAUGACAUGGUAAAGAUUGAUGAACUAAAUUCGUGAAAUAACUGAUAAAAACGUCACACAUUACGUUACAGAAUGCCGGAGAGGGUUGAAACAAAUGUGUCGCCCACACUGUCAGCCAAGGCGCUUGGAAGCUCUUGUCCUCCUCGAACCGUAAUUCCACCACCGUCAACAGUCUCGCUGCUUUCAUUUAGCUUUCCCCCGAGGAAAUUCAUCAUACUAGGAUUAUCAGUAGUUGGGAUUGCAGGCAUCUACGUGCUGGUGAAGAAGGGGAAGUUGACCCUCCCUCGAACAUCAACCCUGAGAUCGUGGAAAUUCCCCAAUUUCGAUUUGCGACAGUACCUCCCUCAUUUACGACUCCAACCAACUUUAAGUGCCUCGGAGAAAUCAAACUCGCUACACUUUGGCCAGCUCAAAUUUGGCUAUCAAGAUGUGUUUGAUGUGGAGUCGGCCAUUACCGGAUUUGGAAGCCAGGAUUGGGAGCAGACACACGCGCCGGCUACUCAAACUGCGGUAGCAAUUGGCCGGAUCCUUCAGUCAGGAGCAGCAUGCACUGGAAAGCAAACAAUGGACGAAUUCGGCUUAAGCAUGUUUGGUAGAAAUAAACGUGAUGGGAUAGCCGAGAAUCCUGUGGUUCCGAAAUAUUUCGCAGGAGGAGCGGCGAGUGGCUCUGGUGUUGCAGUUGCCUCCAAUACCUGCGACUUUGCACUUGCGCUUGAUACAAUAGGAGGAGUACGAAAUCCUGCAUCAUUUUGUGGCAUUUUUGGGUACCGAGCGUCUCAUGAAGCUAUCUCAACAGUCGGAGUAACCCCAGUUUCACCGAGUCUCGAUGCUGUAGGGGUGUUGUCGAGAGAUGUACAUGUGUUGCACCAAGUAGUGAAGCUUCUGUUGCAACAACCGGAUUUGGAACGGGGUCUCCCCUCUUCCGUUCUUGUUGCUGAUGAUUGCUUCUCGCAGUCCUCAAUUUCAACCGUUCGAACUGCGGAUCUGAUUGCGAGGGCCGUCUCCGAGACACUCGGACGCAGUCUCGUACACCAUGUGAAUCUGGGAGCGCUCAUUGCGUCCAGUGUGCCAACUCUGAGGAACUUUUUGAUGGAGGAGGAGCGGCUCCUCAAACAAGACACAUCUCGCUACACAACUUUUGAUGGUCUUCGAGACGCCAUGCUCUUGAUAUUGCGGGGAGAGUUCAGAGACAAACACCGAAAGUGGUUCAAGGAUGUGGAUCCAGAGCUAUCCUCGGACGUCGAUGUGCGUGUGAAAUUUGCAAUGGCUCCUUACAUAGAUGGAUUGCACAAAAUGGCUCUCAAAAUCAAAGAGGAAACGCGGGCCGCCAUGAAUGAAAUUCUACUGAUGGAUUCGCUACUAGUGAUGCCAUCAACUCCAAGUUUGCCACCUCUUAAAGAAGCCAAGGGUAAAGAAUUGGAGAUCUUUGAAUCAAGGGCUUUGAGUAUGCUGAGCCUUGCAUCCAUGUCAGGUUGCUGUCAGGUGACUGUUCCUCUGGGAAGCGCUCGAGGAAUACCGAUAAGUGUGUCUGUGUUGGCCAGACAUGGUGGUGACAUGUUCCUACUGGAGUCUUUGAUGGAAUUGAAUGCAAGGAUCCAGAUGGAAGUUGAUGUACUGAGGCAGAUAAAACCAAGUGUGAAGGAUAACCAUAUUAUUGCAAGAAAUUCAGUUCUUCAGGAAAUUUCGCCAGAUCUAAAAACUGGGAAACGACGACGUCCAACUACCUGAACCUUAAAAAUACGCAACAUAUAGUUUAUGACCUACCCUGUUGUUACAUGGCUUCCACUGGAAGAUUCAGUGCAUCCCAACGCCAGAAUUUCUUUCAACGUCCUAGAGUCUCAAAUUCGAGACUCCAAUUUGAGACCCCAUGAUCAAAUGCAAUGCGUAAGAUUUAAAGCUUAUCUUGUACACCAA